AUGAAAUGGAUGAUCUGCCAAGUGCGCGUAAGUUAUAAUUCUUUAAUAGCUAACCGAUCAGCUGCUCCGCGGGACAACUCAGCAGGAUUUACGGAUGGAGCUGCGCCGUCUAUUCGUGCUAUGGGGCGCUCCCGUUUUGACGGUGCCCCACCGCCAUUGCGUGAAGAGCCGCCUCUUCCCACACAGCCUCCAUUUACUGCAUUUGUGGUCAAUCUGUCGUUCGAAAGCGAUGAAGCCGCAGUGCGCGCAUUCUUUGAACCUAUGAAUCCCAUCAGUGUUCGUCUCGUAAGUGGCCAUGACGGUCGUCCACGUGGCUACGGAUACGUUGAAUUUCAAACUCUUGACGAGCUAAAAGAUGCUCUCACAUUCACAGGAAAGCCUUUGGAUAAUCGAAACGUUCGUGUGAGUGUUGCAGAGCCUUCAUCGCGCGCUGCAAGGAGUGCAGCGGCUGAUGAUGCUACCCAAUGGCGCCGCUCAACCCCUCUUCCCUCGUCCGACACUAGACGUGGUCCUUUCGGCGGGUUUGACGGACCAUCUGGCUUUGACAACAUGUCAAUCUCAUCUGAUGGCGCACGUACUGGAUUUGGUGGCAAGUUCGCACCCAGCAAUGACAUGCCUCGUCGUCGUGGUCCAAUGGAGCCUAUUGAACCUAGUGCAGGUGAUGUAGCAUCAGAUUGGCGAACUGGGAAACCAGUAACGAGCAAGUCAUCUCGGUUUGGGUUUGGCGAUCACGAAGGCGGUGCGGCUAGCCGUGGUGGCUUCGGUCAACGUUAUGAUGAUGCUGACUUUUCCGCCUGGCGCUCAAAGAAGCCGUCGGCAGAUGGAGGAGCUGCUCCACUGCCGGAGCGCCGGAAGCUGGAGCUCAAGCCUCGUAGCGCAGCUGCUUCAAAUGAAGCUUCUCAGAGCACCUCGUCAAAACCAAACCCGUUCGGUGCUGCCAAGCCUGUCGAUGUCAAUGAGCGCCAGCGCCAAAUUGACGAGAAGAUCCGAGAGCAAGAUCGUGUUCGGCGUGAAGAACUUAUGAAAGAAGAUGAGCGCAAGAAGAGCAAGGGCUUCUUUGGCAAGCCUCGUGCUUCUGAUGCUUGGUCAGAAAAUACUCCCGAUAAAAUAACAUCGGGAGAUGCUCAGUCUAAGAAUGAGGAGUCGGCUAGUUAA
Molecule: messenger RNA, 1155 nt
Organism: Malassezia globosa CBS 7966
Lineage: Eukaryota; Fungi; Basidiomycota; Malasseziomycetes; Malasseziales; Malasseziaceae
Exons: 1
Coding region: 1-1155 (384 amino acids)
Cellular component (GO): nucleolus
Molecular function (GO): RNA binding
Source: RefSeq, a predicted model, not a curated record